Messenger RNA from Maniola jurtina (meadow brown), 2091 nucleotides. RefSeq names its product actin-interacting protein 1 (gene flr). Gene Ontology annotation, biological process: actin filament depolymerization; sarcomere organization; locomotion. The transcript is spliced from 13 exons. The record is from RefSeq and is a predicted model, not a curated record. Gene Ontology annotation, molecular function: actin filament binding. The coding region runs from base 140 to 1957 and encodes 605 amino acids. NCBI's taxonomy places the organism in Eukaryota, Metazoa, Arthropoda, Insecta, Lepidoptera, Nymphalidae. Gene Ontology annotation, cellular component: cortical actin cytoskeleton.
UCACGUCACGUCAUUUUUCGGAAGGCUAUGGAUUGUAUCGGCUGAUUUUGUUUUUGUAAAAUUAAACUAAAAAGUACUGAUUUUAACUUAUUUUUAUCGGUCUCAGUGUGUAAAAUAGUUAUUUAUACGUGUAAUUAUAAUGUCAUAUUCAAAUAAGUAUACGUUCGCGGCGUUGCCGAGGACGCAACGUGGUACGCCUCUGGUGCUGGGCGGGGACCCUAAAGGGAAAAAUUUCCUGUACACAAAUGGAAAUUCUGUGAUAAUACGAGACAUUGAAAAUCCGGCGAUAUCGGAUGUCUAUACUGAGCACUCCUGCCAAGUUAACGUAGCGAAGUACUCGCCUAGCGGGUUCUACAUCGCUUCCGGAGAUGUAUCAGGCAAGGUCAGGAUCUGGGACACAGUCAACAAGGAGCAUAUCCUCAAAAAUGAGUUCCAGCCCAUCGGAGGUCCCAUCAAAGACAUCGCGUGGAGCGCGGACAGUCAGCGUAUGGUGGUGGUGGGAGAAGGGAGAGAAAGAUUCGGCCACGUCUUCAUGUCAGAAACGGGCACGUCGGUGGGGGAGAUCAGCGGCCAGUCCAAGCCGAUCAACUCCGUCGACUUCCGUCCCAGCAGGCCGUUCCGCAUCGUCACCGCUUCCGAGGACAACACCAUUGCUGUGUUCGAGGGGCCUCCCUUCAAGUUCAAGUGCACUAAACAGGAGCACACUCGCUUCGCUCAGGCGGUGCGCUACAGCCCGGACGGAAGCCUGUUUGCGUCAGCUGGCUUUGACGGCAAAAUAUUCCUCUACGACGGCGCCACGUCCGAACUGAAGGGGGAGAUCGGUUCUCCAGCCCACAAAGGUGGCGUGUACGGAAUAUCCUGGUCACCGGACGGUAAACAACUACUGUCCUGCUCGGGUGACAAGACCUGUGCCAUAUGGGACAUCGAGACCCGGGAGAGGACCACUACUUUCAACAUAGGCACUGCGGUGGAAAACCAACAGGUAUCCUGCCUAUGGCAAGGCAAGCACUUACUCUCCGUGUCCUUAUCCGGGGACAUCAACUACCUGGAUGUGUCCAACCCGGACACGCCGCUCCGGGUGCUGACGGGGCACAACAAGCCCAUCACCUGCCUUGCUCUGCAGGGCAAGGGCUUGUACACAGCCAGCCACGACGGCGCCGUCACGCUGUGGGACGUCGAUACAGGUGAAGGUCGCCGCGUGGGGGGUCAAGGUCACGGCAACCAAGUCAACGGAAUGCGGACCGGAAAAGAUGCAACUUUGCUCACUUGUGGCAUCGACGACACUUUGCGGAGAGCUGUGGCUAGUGCUGAAGGGGAAGUCCCAUCGUACACGGACAACUCUACUCCGCUAGGGGCGCAGCCCCGGGCUUUGGACUACCUCGUAGAUGAAGAUCUUACCAUCGUCGCCACUGUCAAAGAGUUAGCGGUGAUAGUGGGAACUAGUAAAAAAUCCACACUGCCCAUCAAUUACGAACCAAGUUGCGUUUCCAUUGACCCGAAAUCGAAGCACGUUGCAGUUGGUGGUGGUGACAGCAAAGUCCACAUAUACUCCCUACAAGGAACUUCUCUCUCCCCGGUAACAGAGUUGACUCAUCUGGGCGCCAUUACUGAUGUACGCUACAGUCCCGAUUCUACCUACUUAGUUGCCUGCGACUCAAACAGAAAACUCAUCCUCUACACCACUGAAGAAUAUAAGCUCGCCCACAACAAGGAAUGGGGCUUCCACACCGCUCGCGUGAACUGUGUCGCGUGGAGCCCCGACGGCGCCCGCGUCGCCUCGGGCUCCCUCGACACCAGCAUCAUCGUGUGGAGCGUGCAGACGCCCGCCAAGCACGUCGCUGUCAAAAACGCACAUCCUCAAAGUCAGAUCACGGGGCUGGCGUGGAUCGACGACGAAACAUUAGCUUCCGUGGGGCAGGACGCCAACACUCGCAUCUGGAGCCUGCCCAAGGCUUAGAUUAUUGUUUAUUUGUACUUGUCAUUGAUUCACUGUUUGUUUGUUGUUAUUUUACGAUAUAUUUUGUUACUACAAGGAAUCAGAAGCUUAAUUUGCUAUAACCCGCUAAACCAAACAAAUCUGUAUGGUGCAAC